Messenger RNA from Oncorhynchus nerka (sockeye salmon), 2735 nucleotides. Its product is annotated as zinc finger protein 436-like. Lineage: Eukaryota; Metazoa; Chordata; Actinopteri; Salmoniformes; Salmonidae. The record is from RefSeq and is a predicted model, not a curated record. The transcript has 4 exons. Bases 567 to 1904 code for a protein of 445 amino acids. Gene Ontology annotation, molecular function: DNA-binding transcription factor activity, RNA polymerase II-specific; RNA polymerase II cis-regulatory region sequence-specific DNA binding. Gene Ontology annotation, biological process: regulation of transcription by RNA polymerase II.
GUAUGGUCACAUCUAAUAAAAACGAAUGUGAAAAAUGAACAGAGUAUUAACACCAAUGUGUGUUAACACGCUACCUAUUCGUAGAAGUAUUUAUUAAUCAUCUACAUAUUCAUAUUAAGCUUCUACGUCUGUGUACAGAAACGUAUUAUUUGUAAGACGUAAGAGAAAAUAUAUCAGCUUAUUGUUAAAUAAUUAUGACGUUCUUACCCACUCCAGCCAGCAGUCUUUCGGGUGAUGCUUCUUGCGUGACGUAUAAUGGACGGGACGCUUCUUCAGGAACAACAACUCGGCUACUCUUUCAACCACCUCGGUAGCUUGCUAGCCAACAUAAAACUGUCUAACUAUCUAACUUAAAACCGAAAUAUUGACGCUUUAGACCACGGUUAUGUACAUUAGCUAAUCUCAGUGUUUUAAACACAAUUAUUAUGUUGACGUAUCUACUGGUUAACUCUAAUUUGCUUGUUCAAUUUGCAAACUUGUUAAAGAUUGAUACUGAGCCUAGCACUAGGCUAGUCGCUAAUGCUAUUCGCUAAUGCUAGCUAACUAGCUAGCUAACAUCCCUGACCAUGAGCUCAUUAAACUACUCAUUCCCUGCUAAAGAAGAAGAUAUCUACUGGACGGAGAAAGAAGCUCUGGCGCUGAACAUUGUCGUGAAAGAAGAAGAAGAGGAUAUUACAGUGAAAGGAGAGGAAGAACCUUUCAGAAUGAAAAAGGAGGAAGAGGAGGCUGUUAUAGGGAAAGAAGAGGAAGAACAUUUUGGAGUGGAAGAGAGGAUAGAGGCUGUCACAGUGGAAGAGGAAGACGCUUUCAGAAUGAAAAAGGAGGAAGAGGAGACUAUCACAUUGAAAGAAGAAGAGGAGGAUGUUACCGUGAAAAAAUAUAAAGAAUCUUUAGUAGUGAAAGGGGGGAUGGAGACAGCCAGAGUGGAAGAGGAGGAUGUUAUAGGGGGGAAAGAGGAAGAACCGUUUAGAGAGGAAGAGGAUGCUAUCUCAAUAAAGGUGGAGGAGGAAGACAUUUUGGGAGUGAAAGAGGAGGAGACAGAAGAUCCGAUUGACACCAGAGAGAGACAUGACUAUGGUGGAUCCUCUGGGGAGCCUCAACAACAUCCUGAUGCUGACGAGGCAGAGAAGAGUCUCUCCAGAUCAGAACACCAGAUGGACAACGCUAGCCCUUCCACCCUCCCGGGGUCCCCAUGUCGUGCCUCUCCCGGUAGCACCUUACUGCUGGGUAUGAAGAGGUUGUCUGUGCUGCUGGUGGACUGCAGGAAAACAACGGGGCUGAAUGGAACUGUGAGAGGAGGAGAAGAGAAGAAAGGAUCAGAUUUGACACAUCAAACAGAAGAGAGACCCGACUCAGAGGAACCAGAGAUGUCUGAACCAGCGAGACGACACCACUGUUCCCAGUGUGGAAAGAGUUAUACCCGUUUAUGGAGCCUGAAAAACCAUAAGAGAACACAUGCAGGGAAGAAGCCUUAUCACUGCUCUCAGUGUGGAAAGAGUUUUACCCGGUUAGGGAGCCUUGAAAUACAUAAAAGAAUACACACAGGAGAUAAGCCUUACCACUGCUUCCAGUGUGGAAAGAGAUUUAUCCAGUCAACACAUCUGAACGAGCAUAAGAGAAUACACACAGGAGAAAAACCAUUCCAAUGCUCUCAGUGUGGAAAGACAUUUUCCCGGUCAGGGGACCUGAAAUCACAUGAAAGAACACACACAGGGGAAAAGCCUUACCACUGUUCCCAUUGUAAAAGUAGUUUUAGCUGGUCAGGGCAACUGAACGAGCAUGAGAGAACACACACCGGGGUGAAGCCUUACCACUGCUCCCAGUGUGGAAAAAGUUUUACAAGGUUGGGGUCCCUUAAAUCACAUAAGAUAUAUAUACACACACACAAGAGACAAGUCCUAUAACUACUCCCAGUGUGAAAAUAAGUAUUUAUCAUUAGGGGACAUAAAAAAGCAAACACUCUGUAGAGAGACCUUUCCAAUGCUCUCAGUGUGGAAUGGGAUCUGAAUGCGCAUAAGAGAAUACACACGAGAGAAGCCAUUCCAAUGCUUGCAGUGUGGGAAGAGUUAUACCCGGCAAGGGUAUUUAGAAACUUAUGAGACACACAUCAAGUCAAAAUGUAGGUUUCCGCCUAAAUAGACAUACAAAAGUAACUGCCAUUUCAUGUGUAAUUACAUUAUUCUGACAUGCUAAAACUUGGUAUAUUUUGGAAAGAAGACAUCUGGGAGAUUGAGGAAUGAUCAGAAGAAGACAUCUGGGAGAUUAUGUUGAAGUUAUCAGAAGAUAGGAGUUCAGAAUACACAAGAUCAGACUUGGGGAGGAGCCACUAAAAGCAGCAGGUGAGGGAGGGGUUACAGACCAAGAGUCCUGAAUCAUAAAAGGCUUUGUUUUUAAACUACAUUUUAGUCUAAGAUCAAUCUUUAACACACAAAAUACAUUUUUUUUAUUUUUUUUAUUUUUGCCCCUGCUCAAAAGAUCAAUGGAGGGCAUUACUUCACCAGUGUCCGAUUACUAUUAUGUGAUUAGCCCAGUUGUAAUGUUAACUCCCACUGGAAGAAUUAUGAUGUUAUUUUUCUAUCAUUGUAAAUUGUGUAUAGAGAUUGAGCUGACAUUUAUUAUUUCAUGUAUAUUGUUUAUUGGAUUAUAUAUAUAUAUAUAUAUUAUAUUGUUUCCCUCUGUACACAGACCACUUGUAUACUCUGGUUCAUCAUUAAAACUCCUACUGUUAGACUGAG